AUGGCAUGCUCAAAAGUAUUGUUAGGAAAUUGUCCCGAAUUAACAGAUGAUAUUAUUCAAUAUUUUCGGGAUGAUAUUCCAACAUUAAAUUCAUGUAUUUUGGUUAAUAAAUUUUGGUGUCAAAUUGCGAUUCCAUUAUUAUGGAAAGAUCCGUUUUCAAUGAAUAAUCCUAAAAAUUUUCACUUUAUUGAAAUUUAUUUACAAAAAAUAAAUGAAAAAGACAAAACACAAUUAAAUAGAUGUGGAAUUAAUAAUAAUAAAGCUCAAAUUGUAUUAGAUUCAGUCAAAAUUUUCGGACAAAACCUUAAUUAUUUUUCCAUAUAUGUUUCUCUUUCUCAUAAUGAAACAAAUGAAUCUAUAAUGGAAAUGUUUUCAAGAUUAGUACAUGUUCUUCCUUGUAAGUUGGAAUAUUUGAAUUUACAUUUUAAUUAUCAGAUUAGAAAAAAUGUUUGGGAAGUAUUUUUAAAAAAUUUAAAACAUAUUUUUAUUAAGAAAUUAUUAUUCAAAAUUAAUAAUUUAUUUGAUGAUAUUUUACCAUAUAUAAAGGAAUAUAUUAUGAAAGAACAAAGGACUGAAUAUUUAGCUAUUGAAGGACGUAUAGAAACCCAAAGUAAAUACUACUAUAGUAUAGAUUGGGAUAAAAAAGAGUUGUUACUAUGA
Molecule: messenger RNA, 660 nt
Organism: Rhizophagus irregularis DAOM 181602=DAOM 197198
Lineage: Eukaryota; Fungi; Glomeromycota; Glomeromycetes; Glomerales; Glomeraceae
Source: RefSeq, a predicted model, not a curated record